AUGGGCGACCACGGCCCCGACAUGAACACGCUGGAAACUGAUUAUGUUGUGCUCAUUUCAGUUGUGCCGGCCGUGCUGGGACUGACGGCGGCCGCCAUACUGGCCGUGACGGCGUGCUUCUGCGCCCGUCGCUUCCGGCGGCAGAACAAGAAGACCAACCACGAGGCGUCGUCGCUGCCCUUCCAGCCACCGCGCCCCCCGAAGGCGGUCCGCUCGCCGAGUGGCCAACCGCCGCAGUAUCUGAAGAAGUCCCCGUCGCCGACGAGCGUCAAACCGCUGCCGGGCCACCUACCGGCACAGUCCCCGACCGAGCAGGCGACCGUGGUCACGACCACCACGACGAGCGUCGUCCCGCCGACCAAGUACACCGAGGAGAACGAGCUCAUCCCCAAGAACGCCCAGCUGGAACCGAAGUCGCCGGAUGUGUCGGAGAUGGGCGACCCGGUGACGGCCGAGCUGAACGGCGACGGCACCGAGCACGGCAAGCUGGGUGCGAUCGUGUUCAAGCUACGCUUCCUGGCAGAUCGGAGCGCGCUGGUCGUGUCGGUUGUGCGGUGCCGCGGACUGCCCGGAAAGAACCAUGGCUCCGGUGCCGCCGAGCUGUCCCCCAUGCCGGCCGGAACACUCUGCAAUGGCAGUGCAAACGGCAAGCAAACGGCCACCGAUCCGUACGUGAAGCUGCAGCUGCUGCCCGACAAGCAGCAUAAGGUGAAAACAAGGGUUUUGCGCAACACCCGCAAUCCGGUGUACGAUGAGGACUUUACCUUCUACGGGCUGACGCUGACCGAACUGGCCGGAAUGUCGCUGCACUUUGUGGUGCUGAGCUUCGACCGCUACAGCCGGGACGACGUCAUUGGCGAGGUGGUGUGCCCGCUGAGCGGCAUCGACCUGCAGCAGAUCGAGAACCAGCAGGUGGCGCUGAGCCGCGAGAUCCAACCCCGCAGCCUGAAAAUCCGUGCGCAGGGCCGUGGUGAGCUGUUGAUUUCACUCUGCUGGCAACCGGCUGCGGCCCGCCUAACCGUGGUGCUGCUGAAGGCACGCAAUCUGCCCCGCAUGGACGUGACCGGACUGGCCGAUCCGUACGUGAAGAUCUACCUGCUCUACAAUGGCCAGCGAAUUGCGAAGAAGAAAACGCACGUCAAGAAGCGAACGCUCAGCCCGGUAUUCAACGAGAGCUUCGCGUUCGACAUUCCCACCACCGAGGGGGCCGGGGCUUCGCUGGACGGCGUUUCGCUCGAGCUGAUGCUGCUGGACUGGGACCGGGUGACCAAGAACGAGGUGAUCGGACGCCUGGAGCUAGGUGGACCGCGCAGCAAUGGGUCGGCACUGAACCACUGGAAGGAGGUGUGCAACUCACCGCGCCGCCAGAUUGCCGAUUGGCACAAGUUGCGGGAGUAA
Messenger RNA from Anopheles coustani, 1398 nucleotides. It is a transcript of the gene Syt4, whose product is annotated as synaptotagmin-4. The record is from RefSeq and is a predicted model, not a curated record. Lineage: Eukaryota; Metazoa; Arthropoda; Insecta; Diptera; Culicidae. Bases 1 to 1398 code for a protein of 465 amino acids. Gene Ontology annotation, molecular function: clathrin binding; SNARE binding; phosphatidylserine binding. Gene Ontology annotation, cellular component: axon; membrane; synapse. Gene Ontology annotation, biological process: regulation of dopamine secretion; calcium-ion regulated exocytosis; regulation of calcium ion-dependent exocytosis. The transcript has 3 exons.